UUUUUAUGGUAACUACUAUUGAAUAUGAAGAGUCAGAGAACGAAUGGCAUAUUUCUUUUGAACAUGAUUCUACUAAAGACAAUGAAGAAACAUGGUUUAAGGAACAACUAUUUCAGCAAUUUUCCAAUGUACUUUUAAUUACAGCAGUUGAAUAUGAAAGCCCAAAGAACGAAAUGGAAAAAAUCUACUGUGAAAAUAUUAAAAUCAAAUCAGUCAUAGCUAACCAACCUAUUAUCAAAGAAGGAUCUUAA
Funneliformis mosseae is the source of this 251-nucleotide messenger RNA. The record is from the annotation of a GenBank genome assembly. Lineage: Eukaryota; Fungi; Glomeromycota; Glomeromycetes; Glomerales; Glomeraceae.